Messenger RNA from Pectinophora gossypiella (pink bollworm), 2625 nucleotides. It is a transcript of the gene Art7, whose product is annotated as protein arginine N-methyltransferase 7. Gene Ontology annotation, molecular function: protein-arginine omega-N monomethyltransferase activity. NCBI's taxonomy places the organism in Eukaryota, Metazoa, Arthropoda, Insecta, Lepidoptera, Gelechiidae. Bases 79 to 2304 code for a protein of 741 amino acids. The record is from RefSeq and is a predicted model, not a curated record. Gene Ontology annotation, biological process: peptidyl-arginine methylation. The transcript is spliced from 9 exons.
CAAAUGUCACACAGAUAGAUUUUUACUUUUUAGGUUAUUUUGGUUUUCCGGCGAAUAUUUCUUAGCGCUAGCAAAUAAAUGAGCAUUAGUAUAAUACAUAAAGUGUGUAGUGUUUUUGUAGUUAAUUCAUUUAAACGGUUUAAAUCUGUCGAUGUGAAGAUGAACGUGUUUACCCAGAAGAGGAAUCCUAUAACCGGGGCUACGGAAUGGGACAUGCAACAUGAGGACUAUGAUUAUCAUCAGGAGAUAGCAAGGUCCGCAUUUGCCGACAUGCUUCAUGAUACUGAGAGAAACAAGAAGUACCAUAGGGCGCUGCAGCUAGCUAUAGAGAAAAUGCACGAAGCUGGAAAACCAGCUAACGUUUUAGACAUAGGCACUGGCACAGGUCUACUUUCUAUCAUGGCAGCGAGAGCUGGUGCCGACUCCAUCGUAGCCUGCGAAGCUUUCAAGCCUAUGGCAGAAUGUUGCCGUAAGAUUCUGGAACAAAACGGUGUCGCCAAUAAAAUCACCCUCAUACCCAAGAGGUCCACUGACCUGACAGUGGGUGAAGAUGGAGAUAUGAAACAGAAAGCUAAUAUCUUAGUGACAGAGGUCUUUGACACUGAGCUGAUUGGUGAAGGAGCCCUUUCAACAUUUUCCCAUGCACACAAAUAUCUUCUAGAAGAAGACUGUAUAGUGGUGCCUGAUUCAGCUGUGGUGUACGCUCAAGUGGUGGACUGUCCUACUAUGGAGAAAUGGCAUAAGCUGCAAGACAUAAAUGACGAGAUCUUGAACUUACACCUCAAAACUCCUCAGAAUAUAAAAGACUGCUCAGGUAUAGCGUCAGUCCAUGACCUGCAACUCUCCCAACUGCCUCGACGUACAUUCACGGAGUUAUCAGAACAAUUAGCUAUAUUCUACUACGAUUGGUCGGGUCGCACCCCCAUAGACAUGAAACGCACUGUCCAUCAGAAGUUCACGGCGACCACCUCGGGGACUGGGCAGAUGGUGUUUGUAUGGUGGGACCUCAAUAUGGAUACUGAAGGAAAGAUAGUCCUAAGCUGUGCUCCGUGGUGGUCGCAUCCGGCGGCGAACAUAGCGACAGAGCACCCCGAAGACACCAUACCUUGGCGAGACCACUGGAUGCAAGCCAUAUACUACUUCGCCCAACCACUACCUGUCAAAUACGAUACAGAAUAUACCUUAGUCUGUUGCCAAGAUGAAUAUUCUUUCUGGUUCUUCUUGGAAGACGGGAAAAGCAAACCAGAUAAUUAUCAAAGACCAAAUUGUGAAUGUGGAGUGCAUGUAGCAUUAUCAAGAACCCACGUUGGAUAUUUGAAUAACCAGGAUAGAUGUAAAAUGUACUUGAAAGAAAUAAAGAAGCAAAUGAAGGAGAUUAUGAAUCCGGUUGUUUUGGAUUUAAAUGGGACUAGUUUAAUGGGUCUGGCUACAGCUCAAAUUGGUGCCAAAUCAGUGUACAUUAUAGAAACAAAUAGUCUGUUUUUGGGCAUUUUGGAAGCGUAUGUGAGAGAGAAUAAAAUUAAUAAUGUGAAGUUUAUUUCUGAAAAGGAUGUUGAUGACGAUAUUUUGAGAGACGUUUCAAUGGUGGUUUGUGACCCGAACUUUACCAGUGCGAUUCUCCCGUGGGAGAACUUAAGAAUGGCCCACAUUCUAUACCAAUUCAAAAACAAAUUAAGGCACGACAUAGUGAUAAUACCGGAGAAAUGCGAGUUCUUCACAAUGCCAGUAGAAUUUUUGGAUCUGCACAAAAUAAGGAUACCGCUAGGGAAAUGUGAAGGGAUUGACAUGAAGAUUUUUGACGACCUAGUUGAGUCGUCCCGUCAGAUCAGCGACGCGGAAUUAGAAGCGCAGCCACUCUGGGAGUACCCGUGCUUCUCUCGCGGUGUACCGCGCAAGCUGUUGGAAAUCGAUAUGCUAGAUCUGCAGGCUACCUACGCCAAUAACGAAUCUUUUAAACUCGCGCAACCGGAAGACGGUGAACAAGUAGUGAACGGGUUCGCGAUAUGGACGGUGUGGACCAUCGGGGACAAGCAGCACAGCACGGGGCCCACUGAGGCCCCCAAGGUCGGCGACCGUAUCAAAUGGGACCCCCAUACAAGACAGGCCGUUAAAAUACUUAAAAACACUUUUAUAGUGAAGUGUUCGGAUAUGUGGAAGUUCCAGGUGGCCUGUGACUUAUCCUCAGGGCAGUUCAACAUGAGUAUCGACCUGGUGGGAGCCAACCACAAACCUAUCUCCAAGUUAGGCAAGAUGUCUACCACAUCUAGUGUCACUCGGUUAACCAGCUCCCGGACAUAUUUUUAAACUGCAUUUUGGUUGAUGUGUUUAUCUUUUAAAGUGUACACGUCUACCUAUUUUUGCCGGUCAAAUUGACUGUUCUAUGUGGUCCUUAUAUGUAGCUAACACUUUAGAAAAAUAUACAAGAAAUGCGCCACCUAAUUGUAGGUGUCUAUUUUUUUAUUUGUGUGUUGUGCAGGUUUUAUUUGCAGGCAGGAUCGCGGCCUUAUUAUACAGUGGUAUAAUGCACAGAACGCACGAUCUAUAGUUUUAUAGUGAAUAUGAAAUGCAUUUAAUAAUUAUGUAUUCAAUUUUACAUACACAAUUAAAUUAUUAGUGACUUAUAUA